Messenger RNA from Penicillium samsonianum, 633 nucleotides. RefSeq lists its product as uncharacterized. Gene Ontology annotation, molecular function: DNA binding. Gene Ontology annotation, biological process: DNA integration; DNA transposition. The transcript has a single exon. The coding region runs from base 1 to 633 and encodes 210 amino acids. The record is from RefSeq and is a predicted model, not a curated record. Lineage: Eukaryota; Fungi; Ascomycota; Eurotiomycetes; Eurotiales; Aspergillaceae.
AUGCCUCGCACAAGGGCAGGUUUACCAGUGCCUAGCCCUCCAACGCCUAGAGGGCCUAUUCCUACUGCGCCUAGGCCUCCUACUCCACCUCCAAGCGACCAGCCAAGACGCAAGAACUGCGAAUUAGAUGUGAAUCUACGCACUCAGAUCACUACAUUAAAAGAUGUUGCAAAGUGGUCUUAUCGUCAGAUCCACGCAAAAUAUCCAGAUAUACCGCUCUCAACUAUCAAAAUGACUUGUUUAAGGUCUCGAAUUCGCCAUAAGGAAGAGUCCUGUAAACGAUCUGAGCGCCCAAAGAUCUUAAACGAAGAUGACCGUCAAAAGAUCCUCCAGAAGGUCCACGAAAAUCCUCGAGCUUCAUACGAUGAUCUACUCUCUGAGGUUAAUCAUAAGUGCAAGAAAGAUUCAAUUGCACGUCUACUCUCUAUUGAAGGUCUCCUGAAGUGGCGAGUGAUGAAAAGGCCAUAUCUAAAACCUGAGCAUGCGGCUGCACGACUCUCCUGGGCUUUACGGUAUCAACACUAUACUGAGGAAGAUUAUGACAGAGUAUUCUGGUCUGACGAGUGUACAGUUGAACGUGGCUUCGGCCUCCGGCCUGCGUAUCCCCUCGUCCGGCAUGGGCAGUCCAUUUAG